Molecule: messenger RNA, 2713 nt
Organism: Paramecium pentaurelia
Lineage: Eukaryota; Ciliophora; Oligohymenophorea; Peniculida; Parameciidae
Source: the annotation of a GenBank genome assembly
AUGAUCUUCUAACUCCGUUACAAUACUAAAUUAUCUGAAUCUUUAAACAAUAGCAAAGAUUACUAUUCCAUGCAAAAUACAAAAUGGGUUGCUCCAAGACCAAAUUAACAUAGACUUGAACAUUUGUAAUUCACUUAAAGAAAUAAACCUCGUGCUAAAUAUCCAUAAGAAAUGCUUCUAUGUCUUGUUUCUAAGGGACUUGUUCCCAUAGAGAAAUAAAGAAUAGUAAAUCUAUAAUCUAAUGACACUUCAUGUAAUUAUAAGGAUAUUACAUCUGAAAUCAAAUAAGAAAACCAUCCUUACUACGGUUCAAAACUUAAUCCAUCUAUGUCAGAAGUUGAACGAUGUAACUAAAUUAAAUAACCUCUUAGAAAAUAAAAAAGUAUUACCUCCACUUUAGUUUAUAGCUGUCCGCCCUUAAAUUAGAACUUAAUCAAAAGAUAAAGAUCCCAUUGAAACUUCUACUUCCAAAAGUUGUAAAUUAGUAAGUCCUAUGAUCAAUAGAAGUGAUCAAAAGAAAAAUGUGAAACGCUCAGAAUCCAAAGAUAAUAGUGAUUAAAUUGGCAGAACUUCCUCAACACCUUUUAUUCAUAAAACUCUUCAAAAUGAUAAUUUGACCAGUAGAUCAGGAUCACCAAAUCAAAGAUCAAGUUCUAAACCAACCAAAACUUAAAAAAUAAACAUUUAACCAAAAUUGACAUAAAUAAAUGAGAGGAGAUAUACUCAAAAUCAUUAAGAUUCUCAUGUGUAACCAUAGAGUAAUUUAAAAAUGGCUGAAUCAACUGAUAAGAAAUUACAAGUAAAAAGAAAGAAAAGACAAUUAUAAACAACAUAAUAACAAUAGAUCUUAUAACAACAAAAUUCUUAAAAAGAUAAACUUAAUCAAAAACAUACAUCUUAUCGUUGCUUUAUAAAUAAAAUCAAUUUCUCUAAUAAUCAAUGUAUUUAAUCUCCAUUAAAGAUGGAUGUGCCUGCUUAUUACUUUUAUGUAGGUAAGGGUAAUAAUGGAAGUUUGUUAAAGAAUCUCUUCAGAUAAAGAUGGUGGUGGUAAGAAGUAGAAACAUUGGAUAUGAGCAAAGUGAAUAUGGCUUGGACUUAAUUGAAAUAAAAUACAUGUAUUGAAUGUUUACCUACUUUUAAUAUGGCUACUAAUGAUACAAACUAUAAUAAUGAUUCAUUUAUUUAAAGUAUUGAAGAAACUGUUGUUGAAUCAAGUGAUUCUGAAUUGGAUAUACAUGUUAAACCUAGAUCUGUUCCUGUUUUGAGUAUCAAUUAAUAAUUAAGAUAAUCAAAUCAAUCUAAGAAAAAAUUGUAAAUCACUAAUUUGAAUCAAUUAAAAAGGAUCUUUAAUUAGAUUGAUUUACAUAAAAUUUUAGCCUAUAUGGAAGAAAAUAAUUAGUGGGAUUCAUAAAUUGUAUUUAGUGAUUGUACUGAGAAAUUGCUAAUGUCCAUCAAAGGAGUAAAAAUAUUUACAUAAUUGCUUAGUUGCAAACCUCCAUUCAUUAUGAUAGUAAGAAUUACAAGAUGCAUAAUCAUAUGCAAGACAAUUGGCAUUUGGGAAAUAAGAAAGCACUAUUUUAUAAUAUGAGAAAUUACUUCAAAACUAUUAAGGAAGAUUAUACUAAAUAUAUUCCAAUUACAUUUCAUAUCUAAAAGGGAAUGACUGAUACUGAGUAUUUCAAAUUUGUUGAUUAUUAUAACAAAAGAUAAGAUGAAAUUAAAGAACUCGAACGUAAGUUAUAAUUAGAGUAUCGAAGAGAUAAAAGAUAGAAACCUAUUAAUCUUUGGAUUGUUAAACCAGGUGAAUGUACUAACAGAGGAAAUGGAAUUACUGUUUGUUAAGAUUUAUAAGAAAUCAACAAAAUUUUAAAUGAAGAAUAACCUGAUGGCCGUUAAAGAACUUAUAUUGUCUAAUAAUAUAUUGAUAAUCCAUUCUUAUACAAUAAAAGGAAAUUUGAUAUUAGAUGCUAUAUGUUAUUGACCUCUUAAAAUGGAAUCUUUAAAGGAUACUGGUAUUAAGAAGGUUAUAUUCGAACAUCAUCCAAAGAAUUUACAACUAAAUGUUUAAAUAAAUAUAUACACUUAACUAAUGAUGCUGUUUAAUCAAAAGAUGAGGAUUAUGGUAAAUUUGAGUUUGGUAAUAAGAUCUCCUUUCUCGAAUAUUAAAGAUAUCUUGAUACUUAUCAUCCUUAAUCUAAAUUCAAUUUUUUUAUUGAUAUUUAUCCAAAGAUGAAAAAUAUUGCUUUAGAUCUUAUGAAAGCAUCUUAUGGUAAAAUAGAUCCAUAGAGAAGAUCAAAUAGUUUUGAAGUACAAUAUAAAUUAUAUUCUUAGUUAUUUGGAUUAGAUUUUAUGAUUGAUGAUAAUUUUAAGCUUUGGCUUAUUGAAGCAAACACAAAUCCAUGUCUAGAAUUAUCCUGUCCUCUUUUGAGUAGAAUUAUCCCUGCCAUGGUUGAGAACUUAUUUCGGUAUUUAAACUAUAAUCUAUAUUAUUAGAAUUGCAAUCGAUCCCAUUUUCCCUCCUCCUUAUUUUGAAGAAUGGCCUCAAAAUAAAAGGUUAUUCAUUCCUGAUAAUGUACUUGAGAAUAAUCGAUUUGAUCUUAUAUUUGAUGAAUUAAUAGAGAAGAAGGCUAUGAUCAAUCUAUACAGAGAUAGUAAAGUUGAAUAAGAUUGUUUCAAAAUAGAGGAAGAAGAAGAGGAAGAAGAGAAAGAUUGA